UUGGUUCCUUCCCUGCCAGCAGGAGCCUCCGCCUCCCCGACAGUCCGGUCCGGUCCGUACUAGUACCACAGACCCUACGAAAGGAGUCCUCAAGGAGUCCUCCAGGUGGAACCAUGAAGAUUGAGUUCGCGCCGCUCAACAUCCCGCUGGCAAGGCGCCUGCAGACCGCUGCGGUGCUGCAGGGGAUCUUUACCUUCCUCCUGAUGGGGCUGAUGGGCACUGGGAUCAUGGUGAUGCUGAUCAUGUACAACUAUUGGUUCCUAUACAUCCCGUAUCUGGCCUGGCUUUGCUAUGACUGGCAAACCCCAGAGCAAGGAGGCAGGAGAUGGAACUGGGUCCAAAGCUGGACUAUGUGGAAGUAUUUUAAGGACUAUUUUCCAAUACAUCUCAUCAAAACCCAGGAUCUGGAUCCAGGUCACAAUUAUAUAUUUGGGUUUCACCCUCAUGGAAUAUUUGUGGCUGGAGCUUUUGGAAAUUUUUGUACAAAUUACUCAGACUUCAAGAAGCUAUUUCCCAAGUUUACGUCGUAUCUCCACGUGGCCAAGAUCUGGUUCUGUUUCCCAUUGUUUCGAGAAUAUCUCAUGAGUAACGGGCCGGUUUCAGUUUCUAAGAAGAGUGUGUCUCAUGUGUUGAGCAAGAAUGGAGGUGGGAACAUUUCAGUCAUUGUCCUCGGGGGUGCACAGGAGACACUGGAGUCCCAGCCAGGAAAAUUUACCCUAUGCCUCCUCCAGCGCAAAGGAUUUAUUAAGAUUGCCUUGACCCAUGGUGCCAAUUUGGUUCCAGUGUUUUCUUUUGGUGAAAAUGAACUAUAUAAACAAAUUAACAACCCUAAAGGCUCCUGGCUUCGAACUGUACAAGACAUAAUGCAGAGUUUAACAGGAAUACCUUUGCCACUGAUCUAUGCCAGAGGACUUUUCCAGUACAACUUUGGCAUAAUUCCCUAUCGGAAACUGAUCUGCACUGUUGUUGGCCGUCCCAUCCCUGUUCAGCAGACUCUGCACCCGACCCCAGAGCAGAUUGAGGAGCUGCAUCAGACAUACAUGGAGGAGCUAAGGAAACUAUUUAAUGAACACAAAGGGAAAUACGGUAUUCCGGAGCAUGAAACUCUGGUUUUUAAAUAACUGUCUUCCUCCAUGGCAUAAUAAAGGAAGACAAGAAAGCCUUGUUGAGAAAAUAAAUAUUUUAAAUAUUUGUUCUGUGGUU
This is a messenger RNA of Arvicanthis niloticus (Nile rat), 1203 nucleotides long. It is a transcript of the gene Mogat1, whose product is annotated as monoacylglycerol O-acyltransferase 1. Gene Ontology annotation, molecular function: diacylglycerol O-acyltransferase activity. Gene Ontology annotation, cellular component: endoplasmic reticulum membrane. The record is from RefSeq and is a predicted model, not a curated record. Gene Ontology annotation, biological process: diacylglycerol biosynthetic process; triglyceride biosynthetic process. Lineage: Eukaryota; Metazoa; Chordata; Mammalia; Rodentia; Muridae.